AUGGCUGCGUUUGCUCCUGGUGAGGAGCUCGUCCUCUAUGCUACUAUCCCCCUCGCUCUCAAUGCGGUGGUGAAGCUGGGAGCCUUCGACGAGAUAGCAGAUUCGGUCCUCUCUGCUUCUGAGAUUGUUUCCCGGAUUACAAACAACCCAUCUGCGAAUGUUGCAUUUCUGGACAGAACUCUCCGAGUUCUGGCAACUUACGGGGUUGUGAACGAGACCGUUGUGCAGGGGCAGCGCAAGUAUGGGCUCUCCGAGAUAGGCAAGCGUUUUUCUCCAGGAACGAAAUUGGCAGCGCGUGGUUUGAGUGUCAUGUGCAAUCACCGGAUCUUCCUCAAGCCUUUCGAGCAUCUUGCCGAAGGCAUUCUUGAUGGUGGCGAGCCAUUCCGCAAAGCCCACGGCAAAACCGCAUACGAGCUUGUGGCUGAGGAGCCGGAAUUCAACAACAGCUUCAACCUCUGCAUGGCCGAUCAUUCCAAGAGGUCCAGUGCUGUGCUGCUGGAUUGCUACAAGGGAUUUGCAAGCAUCAAAACUCUGGUCGAUGUUGGUGGCGGCAAUGGAGCAUUGCUGUGUGACAUUCGAACUCGCUAUCCGCAUAUCAAAGGCAUAAAUUUCGAUCAGCCCCAUGUUGUUUCUCAGGGAAUUGCAUCUGAAGGAGUGGAGCAUGCUGGUGGCGACAUGUUCGGAUCAAUUCCCCAAGGAGAUUCAAUCAUGUUGAAGUGGAUUCUCCACAACUGGAACGACGAACAGUGCCUGAAGAUCCUGCAAAACUGCUACAAAUCCCUUCCUGCUCAGGGAGGGAAAGUCAUUGUCGUGGAAGUUUUACUACCUUCUGAAGCUUAUCAAGCUGCCAGUGAGUUUGAGUUGCGAAUCGGACUGCUCCUAGAUCUUGUCAUGAUGGUUAAUUUCAACGGCAAGGAGCGGACCUUUGAAGAGUAUCAGGCGCUCGCCGAACAAGCUGGUUUCAACAAAGUGCAUCUUGUCAACGUCUCCAAUGGACUAGCAAUCCUGGAGUUUCACAAGUAGCAAAACAGGUCACUUUUGGCUGUCAACGUAACACAAUGAAAUUGUUUUUAAAUUUUGAUGUUGAAUCAUUCAUUCAUUUAUAUAUGCCCACCAUGAAACAUGAAAUCAA
Selaginella moellendorffii is the source of this 1132-nucleotide messenger RNA. RefSeq names its product caffeic acid 3-O-methyltransferase. Gene Ontology annotation, molecular function: S-adenosylmethionine-dependent methyltransferase activity; protein dimerization activity; O-methyltransferase activity. The coding region runs from base 1 to 1023 and encodes 340 amino acids. The record is from RefSeq and is a predicted model, not a curated record. Gene Ontology annotation, biological process: methylation. NCBI's taxonomy places the organism in Eukaryota, Viridiplantae, Streptophyta, Lycopodiopsida, Selaginellales, Selaginellaceae. The transcript is spliced from 3 exons.